AUGCCCCUACUGGAAGACAAGGUAGCAAUCGUAACGGGAGCCGGGCGCGGCAUCGGGCGCGGCGUCGCGAAGUUGAUGGCGUCCGAAGGCGCGAAGGUCGUGGUCUGCGACCUGGGCGUGAACGUGGACGGCAGCGGAGUCGACGUCUCGGUGGCGCAGCAGGUGGUCAACGAGAUUGGCGAAUUGGGCGGCACCGCCGUGGCGUGCACGGAAUCGGUGGCCACGAUGGCCGGCGGCGAGAAGAUCGUGCAGACGGCGGUCGACAACUUCGGCAAGCUGGAUAUUGUGGUGACGGUGGCGGGGAUCCUGCGGGACCGCAUGGUUUUCAACAUGACCGAAGAGGAAUGGGACGACGUCAUCGCGGUACACCUGAAGGGAACGUUCACCGUGGUGAAGCACGCCAGCAUCCUGUUCCGUCAGCAGCGGUCGGGCCGGAUCAUCACGUUCAGCAGCACGUCCGGGUUGUACGGCAAUAGCGGACAGGCGAACUACGGCGCGGCCAAGGACGGCAUCGCCGGGUUCACGCGCGUGUGUGCGAGGGACCUGGGACGCUACGGCGUGACGGCGAACGCGAUUUCGCCCUCGGCAAGCACGCGGAUGACGACGAGCGUGCCGGACGAAGCCCGGGCGUUGCGGUCGGCGCGCGGCAUCGCCGCCGGCGGCGGGUUGCGCGGCGAUGCCGAAGACGUUGCGCCGAUGGUCACAUGGUUGGCCUCCGACGAGGCCCAGCACGUGAACGGCCACGUCUUCCACGUGACCGGUGGGUUGGUGACGCUGCUGAACGAGCCGGAGCCGGUGAAGACAAUCCAAAAGGACAGCAGGUGGACGGUGGACGAGUUGGCAGGUGUAUUCCCGGCGACGAUCGGGGUCGAACUGUACAACCCGGCGCCCGCCCCGCCGCCGAGCGCGUAA
Geodia barretti is the source of this 912-nucleotide messenger RNA. The record is from the annotation of a GenBank genome assembly. Lineage: Eukaryota; Metazoa; Porifera; Demospongiae; Tetractinellida; Geodiidae.